Messenger RNA from Eucalyptus grandis, 1310 nucleotides. RefSeq names its product lichenase. The transcript has 2 exons. The record is from RefSeq and is a predicted model, not a curated record. Gene Ontology annotation, molecular function: hydrolase activity, hydrolyzing O-glycosyl compounds. Gene Ontology annotation, cellular component: plasma membrane. NCBI's taxonomy places the organism in Eukaryota, Viridiplantae, Streptophyta, Magnoliopsida, Myrtales, Myrtaceae. Gene Ontology annotation, biological process: carbohydrate metabolic process. The coding region runs from base 69 to 1178 and encodes 369 amino acids.
GGAGUUCUAGUUCAGACCAUAAUCCAUCAUCCUCCGUUUCUUCUUUGCCUUUCUUCCUAUCUCUUCACAUGGCUAAAAUCAUCUCCAUGGCGAGCGGUUGCUCGUCGGCUCCUGCCGUUUGUCUUCUGGGACUUCUGAUAGCCAGUUUCUGCACGGCAGGUGUGCAAUCCAUAGGAGUUUGCUAUGGGAUGCUCGGGAACAACCUGCCGUCUGCGUCGGAAGUCGUCGCCCUCUACAAGUCCCGCGGCAUCACGCAGAUGAGACUCUACGACCCUAGCCAACCAGCUCUACAAGCCCUGAGAGGCUCGAACAUCGAGCUCAUCCUCGGCGUCCCCAACUCGGAGCUCCAGGCCCUUGCUUCCAACCCCGCCAACGCGAACUCGUGGGUGCAGAGGAACGUGAAGAACUACUCGCCUGGUGUCAGGUUCCGCUACAUCGCCGUCGGAAACGAGGUGAGCCCUGUCAACGGAGGCACUGCACAAUUCGCCAGGUUCGUCCUCCCUGCGAUGAGAAACAUACAGGCCGCGCUCAGAUCGUCCGGCCUGCAGAACCAGAUCAAGGUCUCGACCGCCAUCGACAUGACCCUGAUCGGGAACUCCUACCCUCCAUCCCAAGGUGCAUUCCGCGGGGACGUGAGGUCCUACCUGGACCCGAUCAUCAGUUUCCUGGUGAGCAACAACUCUCCAUUGCUAGCCAACAUCUACACCUACUUCAGCUACGUCGGUAACCCGAAGGACAUCAGCCUGCCCUACGCCCUAUUCACCUCGCCGUCAGUCGUCGUCCGAGACGGAGCCCAUGAGUACCGGAACCUGUUCGACGCGAUGCUGGACGCCCUCUACUCCGCACUCGAGAGGGCUGGCGGGGCUGCCCUCCGGGUGGUGGUCUCGGAGAGCGGCUGGCCAUCCGCGGGCGCGUUCGCUGCGACGGUCGACAACGCGAGGACAUACAACGGGAAUCUGAUCAAGCACGUGAAGGGCGGCACGCCGAAGAGGCCGAACGGGGCGAUCGAGACCUACAUAUUCGCCUUGUUCGACGAGAACCAGAAGCAGCCGGAGCUGGAGAAGCACUUCGGGCUCUUCUUCCCCAACAAGCAGCCCAAGUACCCGCUCAGCUUUGCGCAGGGAAGGAUUUGGGAUGUCUAUGACAAUGUCACAGGUCCCCUCAAAAGUGACAUGUGAGUAGUAGGUAUGGAGCUUUUGCAUCUCCCAGAAGAUCUGAAAUAAAGAGGAUCCCUCUGGUUUGCGUUGUAAUCUUCAAGAGCUGUGAAAUUUGUUCCUCAUGCUUGGUGAAAUAAAAGUAUAUGUUGCUUU